This is a messenger RNA of Caenorhabditis remanei, 348 nucleotides long. RefSeq lists its product as uncharacterized. The record is from RefSeq and is a predicted model, not a curated record. Gene Ontology annotation, cellular component: membrane. Gene Ontology annotation, molecular function: G protein-coupled receptor activity. The coding region runs from base 1 to 348 and encodes 115 amino acids. The transcript has 2 exons. Lineage: Eukaryota; Metazoa; Nematoda; Chromadorea; Rhabditida; Rhabditidae. Gene Ontology annotation, biological process: G protein-coupled receptor signaling pathway.
AUGAGUUCCAUUAUCGUAAUGAGCAAUAACAUCUUCAUUGCCACCGAAAUAUUUGUGUUUAAUAUUCUCGGACUGUUCGGAAAUGUCAAUAUUCUUUUAUUGACUUAUUUCAAACCUCAAUUGCGAUCAAAAACAUCUUACAUCCAAUGUGCUCUGAGCGUAUCUCAUAUCUUCUGUCUCCUGUUCGAAGUUCCAAAUGCAGUUUUUCUCUUCACUGGAAUCCAGUUGAAACGAAAUGUUUGCUUCCCUGCAAUUUCCACUUAUAUUUUCUUCAUUUGUGCUCAAGCUGUCAUUAUGCUGAUGCUCGUUGCCGAUUUAUUCAUAAUCGUAUUCUUCACAACUUUGUGA